AAUACUGCUAGUGAAGGAGGGCAGGAGACGGCGGCCGAGGAGUGGAGGAGAAGGCAAGAACUGAAGAACCAAGUAUGACAAGUGCUACUCCAAGGCUUGGUAGCACUUCGCACUUGCUCUUCCCCUUGUCCUUCUCCUUGGCACUCCUGUGCUGCAUUGCCGUGUCCAAUGCCGCCAGCGACGAGGCCGCGGCGUUGCUUGCCAUCAAGGCGUCGCUCAUCGACCCCUUGGAGAAGCUCGGGGGCUGGACUUCGGCGUCGGUCUCGUCACAUUGUACCUGGAAGGGCCUGCGUUGCAAUGCCCGGGGCGUGGUCACCGGCCUCAACCUCGCCGGCAUGAACCUAAGCGGCACCAUCCCCAACGACAUCCUCGGCCUUACCGGCCUCACCUCGAUCAUCCUGCAGAGCAACGCGUUUGAGCACGAGCUGCCGCUGGCGCUCGUGUCCAUUCCGACGCUCCAGGAGCUCGACGUCAGCGACAACAACUUCGCCGGCCACUUCCCCGCCGGUCUCGGUGCGUGCCCCUCUUUGACAUACCUCAACGCGUCGGGCAACAAUUUCGCCGGCCCGCUCCCGGCCGACAUCGCCAAUGCCUCCGCGCUCGAGACGCUCGACUUCAGGGGCGGCUACUUCUCCGGCACGAUCCCCAAGUCCUACGGCAAGCUCCAGAAGCUCAAGUUCUUGGGUCUCUCCGGCAACAACCUUGGCGGCGCUCUUCCAGCCGAGCUGUUCGAUAUGUCGGCAUUGGAGCAGCUGCUCAUUGGCUACAAUGAGUUCUCCGGCGCGAUCCCGGCUGCAAUUGGCAAACUCGCCAACCUCCAGUAUCUCGACCUGGCGAUCGGCAAGUUGGAAGGCCCAAUUCCGGCGGAGCUCGGCCGGCUGCCGUACCUCAACACAAUCUACCUCUACAAGAACAACAUUGGGGGCCCGAUACCCAAGGAGAUCGGCAACCUCACCUCCCUCGUCAUGCUCGACCUCUCCGACAACGCGCUCACCGGCACGAUCCCGGCGGAGCUGGGGCAGCUCGCUAAACUGCAGCUGCUCAACCUCAUGUGCAACAGGCUCAAGGGCGGAAUUCCGGCGAGCAUCGGCGAGCUCCCCAAGCUCGAGGUGUUGGAGCUGUGGAACAACUCCCUCACCGGCCCAUUGCCACCGUCGCUCGGGAGCGCGCAGCCGCUGGAGUGGCUCGACGUGUCGACGAACGCGUUGUCCGGGCCGGUGCCCGCCGGCCUCUGCGACAGCGGCAACCUGACGAAGCUGAUCCUGUUCAACAAUGUCUUCACAGGCCCGAUCCCGGCGGGCCUGACCACGUGCUCGACGCUUGUCCGCGUGCGCGCGCACAACAACCGGCUCAACGGCACGGUGCCCGCGGGGCUCGGGCGGCUCCCGCGGCUGCAGCGUCUCGAGCUCGCCGGCAACGAGCUGUCCGGGGAGAUCCCGGACGACUUGGCGCUCUCGACGUCGCUCUCCUUCAUCGACCUCUCCCACAACCAGCUCCGGUCCGCGCUGCCGUCGAACAUCCUGUCGAUCCCGACGCUUCAGACGUUCGCGGCCGCCGACAACGAGCUGGUCGGCGGCGUGCCGGACGAGAUUGGCGACUGUCCGUCGCUGUCCGCCCUCGACCUGUCCGGCAACCGGCUGUCGGGUGCGAUUCCGGCUAGCCUCGCGUCGUGCCAGAGGCUUGUCUCUCUAAGCCUCCGGAACAACCAGUUCACCGGUCAGAUCCCAGGGGCGAUCGCCAAGAUGUCGACACUGUCUGUCCUCGACCUCUCCAACAACUUCUUCUCCGGCGAGAUACCGAGCAACUUCGGCACCUCACCGGCGCUCGAAAUGCUCAACCUGGCGUACAACAACCUCACCGGUCCCGUGCCAACGACGGGUCUUCUGAGGACAAUUAACCCCGACGACCUUGCCGGGAACACGGGCCUGUGUGGUGGUGUCCUGCCGCCGUGCGGUGGUGCUAGCUCCCUGCGGGCUUCAUCGUCUGAGGCGUCUGGCCUCCGGCGGUCACACAUGAAGCACAUCGCCGCUGGUUGGGCGAUCGGAAUCUCUGCCUUGAUUGUGGCAUGCGGCGUCGUCCUUCUCGGCAAGCAGCUGUACCAGCGGUGGUAUGUCAAUGGCGGGUGCUGCGACGAUGCCGCCCUCGAGGAAGACGGGAGCGGUUCGUGGCCGUGGCGCCUUACGGCGUUCCAGCGGCUGAGCUUCACCAGCGCCGAGGUGCUCGCCUGCAUCAAGGAGGACAACAUCGUGGGGAUGGGCGGCACGGGGGUGGUCUACCGCGCCGACAUGCCACGGCACCAUGCCGUCGUCGCCGUCAAGAAGCUGUGGCGCGCGGCCGGGUGCCCCGAGGAGGCCGCCACGGUCGACGGGCACCAGGACAUGGAGGCGGGCGGCGAGUUCGCCGCCGAGGUGAAGCUCCUCGGCCGGCUCCGGCACCGCAACGUCGUGCGCAUGCUGGGGUACGUGAGCAACAACCUGGACACCAUGGUGCUGUACGAGUACAUGGUGAACGGCAGCCUGUGGGAGGCGCUGCACGGGCGGGGGAAGGGCAAGAUGCUGGUGGACUGGGUGUCGCGGUACAACGUCGCGGCGGGCGUCGCCGCAGGGCUCGCGUACCUCCACCACGACUGCCGGCCGCCGGUCAUCCACCGCGACGUCAAGUCGAGCAACGUGCUCCUCGACACCAACAUGGACGCCAAGAUCGCCGACUUCGGCCUCGCCCGCGUCAUGGCGCGCGCGCACGAGACCGUGUCCGUCGUCGCCGGCUCCUACGGCUACAUCGCGCCAGAGUACGGGUACACGCUGAAGGUGGACCAGAAGAGCGACAUUUACAGCUUCGGCGUGGUCCUGAUGGAGCUCCUCACGGGGCGGCGGCCGAUCGAGCCGGAGUACGGCGACAGCACGGACAUCGUCGGGUGGAUCAGGGAGCGGCUGCGCACCAACAGCGGCGUGGAGGAGCUGCUGGACGCCGGCGUCGGCGGCCGCGUGGACCACGUCCGGGAGGAGAUGCUGCUGGUGCUGCGCAUCGCGGUGCUGUGCACGGCCAAGUCGCCCAAGGACCGGCCCACGAUGCGGGACGUGGUGACCAUGCUCGGCGAGGCCAAGCCGCGCCGCAAGAGCAGCAGCGCCACCGUGGCCGCCACCGUCGUGGACAAGGACAAGCCGGUGUUCACGACGUCGCCGGACUCCGGUUACCUAUAGGCUGGGGAUGAGGCGGUGACCAAAAGACGACUCCGGCGUUAGCGGAUCUGUACGUUCUGUAUGUAGUUGAUGCCAUGUACAAUCUUUUACAUAGUUUUGAUUCAUACUUUGGUUAAGUUCAGAGGGAAAAAGGAGAUAUACGUUUACAAUUUUA
Messenger RNA from Panicum hallii, 3354 nucleotides. RefSeq names its product MDIS1-interacting receptor like kinase 1-like. The transcript is spliced from 2 exons. Gene Ontology annotation, biological process: protein phosphorylation. The record is from RefSeq and is a predicted model, not a curated record. Bases 75 to 3200 code for a protein of 1041 amino acids. Gene Ontology annotation, molecular function: protein binding; protein kinase activity; ATP binding. NCBI's taxonomy places the organism in Eukaryota, Viridiplantae, Streptophyta, Magnoliopsida, Poales, Poaceae.